This is a messenger RNA of Zootoca vivipara (common lizard), 5066 nucleotides long. RefSeq names its product sterol O-acyltransferase 1. Gene Ontology annotation, biological process: cholesterol metabolic process; cholesterol efflux. Gene Ontology annotation, molecular function: cholesterol O-acyltransferase activity; fatty-acyl-CoA binding; cholesterol binding. NCBI's taxonomy places the organism in Eukaryota, Metazoa, Chordata, Lepidosauria, Squamata, Lacertidae. Gene Ontology annotation, cellular component: endoplasmic reticulum membrane. The record is from RefSeq and is a predicted model, not a curated record.
GGUCAUUGUUAUGUACUGAGCUGAAUCCUAGAACAAUAGGAUUCAGAAUCAGCGGGAGCUACCCAAUCCAACUCCAGGUGGAAGUGAAUCCGCAACCUGAUUGGCCUGCUGGAGCAGCCAAUCAGGCGGCUGGCAGAAGUGAAUCUGCUACCUGAUUGGCCUGUAGGAGCAGCCAAUCAGGCUGCAGGCAAAAGUCAAUCCACAAUAUAAUUGGCCCACAGGUGUAGCCCUGAAGUAGCCAAUCACGCAAGGCCCAUUGUGUAAAUAAUGUAUAUAAGCAGAUGGUUUUGGGAAAAGAGCCAUUCGUCUUCUCUUCUCCUCCUUGAUGACUAUGAGCUGAAUAAAGAGCAUGAAAUUCACUCUUGACUCCGAGUAUAUUUCAGUCAUGCUGAGGUGAGAAGAGCACAAUGAAUCCUUAUGGGGAGUUUGGAAAGUUACUGAGGAUCACAAGACUGAGAGGAGGGGGAUGUUUGAUGAGAGGGACAUGUGACAGGUAUGGGAUGUGAGAGAUGUGCCACUAGCCACCAUAGCUGCCAAGUUAUCCCUUUUUUUUAAGGGAUUUUCCCUUAUGCUGAAUAGGCUUCCUCGUGAGAAAAGGGAAAACUUGGCAGCUAUGCUAGCCACUUCCUCUAUGGCGGAGAAGUUAGGGUGUUGGCAGGAAGUGACCUGUACCUGUACAUGUUUAUGCAUGAGGUUUGCUCUGUGAUUGGCUGGAAGUUACAUCGUGAGUUAAUGUUUACCUGUCAAAGCUGCUGCUAAUAAAUACAGACCCCCAAGCUCUGGCUGGGGUUGUUCUUUUGGAACUCAGCCUUGUCUUAAUCUCGUUGUUGGAUCUAACCAUUACUACGAUUCGAUGGUUUAUUUCUGUAGACCGUGGCAUCAUUAAAGUUGGCAUAACUUUCAGUAUUGUUGCGGCUUUAAAAUUCAGGUCUCUUCUACUGAGUAUUAUGGCUACUCUUCAAGAUUUUCCUCAUCCGGAUGCUACCCAUUUUUGCUUGAAGUUCACUCAGGAGUCUGUUUCCUACAGGGGACAGCGACGUACCCUGUUCCCACCUCCUCCUCUGGCUUCGCCUCCUCUUUCGCCUACCGGUACCUGCCCUGACUAAGGCAGAGGAGGAGCCAAGCCAUAAAGCGCUCCCCUCCGCGUGCGGAGCUGCAAAAGACGCAAGGGGAAGAGAGACACGGAGGCUCAGUGUGUUAGCCUGACACCAUGGUGGGUGAAGAAAAUAUCUCCGUAAGGAACCGCCGAUCAACUUAUGAGACUGCAGAAGAGAAAGGACACUUGUCAAAGAGACUUGAAGCAGACUGGUCUUUCCCACAAUCAAGCAAUGGUCGUGUUGACGUUGACCAUUUGGUCACUCGAAAGAUGCAACUUUUGGUGGAGGCUGAGCAAAUGAAACCAGCUUUCAUGCAGCGGAUCGACAGCCACUUUACAGAAUUCGUAAAUGGCUUGAUUGCGAAGUCCGUUCAGCUGGAGUCUUCGCCCCCUGCCUUCUCAGCCGAGAAAGACGGUGGCUUCAAAAGCAAAGGAUCAAGAGCAUCUCUAGAACACGGAAAAGUUUUUGUUGCUAGAAAGUCUGCCUUGGAUGAACUAUUUGAAGUGGAAGACAUCCGGACCAUACAUCACAUGUUCAUUGCUUUCUUCAUCUUGAUCAUUCUCAGCACCCUCAUAGUAAACUUUAUUGAUGAAGGAAGGUCGGUGCUGGAGUUUGAUCUCCUGGUCUACACUUUUGGCAAAGGUUCUGUCGUUGCUUCCACUUGGCUUUACAUGUUCCUGUUCACCCUGACUGUGCCCUAUGGGCUGUUCCUGCUGUGGGCCCAGGGCUACCAUGGUUCCUCCCACAAGACAAUCCGCUCCACUUUCUUUGGGGGUCUCUUCAUGAUCUUCCAGAUAUUUGGGCUUGGAGUGGGACCAGCUUACAUAGCCAUUGUCUACAAUUUACCACCAGCCUCUGCUUUCAUAGUGAUACUUGAGCAGGUGCGUCUGCUGAUGAAAAUCUACUCUUUUAUCAGGGAGAAUACUCCUCGAAUACUUUCCUUUAUGCCACAGAAAACAAACACCAUCCAGGUUCCUAAAGUUUCCCAGUACCUGUAUUUCCUCUUUGCUCCCACCCUUAUUUACAGAGACGAAUAUCCCCGAACUCCUACAAUAAGAUGGAGCUAUGUAGCUACCAUGUUUGCACAGGUCCUUGGGUCACUCUUCUAUACUUCUUAUUUAUGUGACAAACACCUUUUACCUGCAUUUCGGAACUAUAGUCGAGAGCACUUUAAUGUACGAGAGCUUGUCCUUUGCAUCUUCAACACCAUACUUCCAAGUACAUUGAUGACAAUAUUCUUAUAUUUUUUGCUCUUUCACUGCUGGCUGAAUGCUUUUGCUGAGAUGCUGCGCUUUGCUGACAGAAUGUUCUACAAGGACUGGUGGAAUUCUACAUCUUAUGCAAGGUACUUCCGAACCUGGAAUGUGGUGGUGCAUGACUGGCUGUAUUACUAUGCAUACAAAGAUUUCCUUUGGUUAUUUGGGGGAAAAUCCAAAGCAGUUGCUAUGCUGUCAGUCUUCACCCUUUCUGCUAUUGUGCACGAAUACGUCUUGGCCGUCUGCCUUGGUUACUUCUAUCCGGUCCUGUUCUGCAUCUUCAUGGGUUUUGGAAUGGUUUUCAACUUCAUUCUCAAUGACCGUCGGAAAGGCCCCAUUUGGAAUGUGAUCCUGUGGAGUACGUUCAUCCUUGGCCUGGGUAUCUUAUUUUGCCUCUACACCCAGGAAUGGUAUGCCCAUAAGCACUGCCCUUUGGAAAAUCCCACUUUCCUUGACUAUGUGAAACCGCGUUCCUGGACUUGCCAUCUUAAGGUCUAACACCCUUUGGGAUAUCCCUCUGCGUCAAGGCCUGAAGAUGUUUGUCUUUUAAACAAUGACAAGAAGUUGGGCUAGCGUGUUAAAAUGACAGCAGACUUUUUAAAGGGAAACUGUCUUUAGUUAAGGCAAAUGAUGGCAUUUUGUCACUCAAGGCAGCUAGGACUACAGGUGGCUUGGCAGAUGGUUCUCUUUCCUUUGGCAGCUCCAACCUGAGCUGGUUAUGAAACCUACUGAAAGGUUGGUGAAGGAAUUUCUGGUGAAGACUUUUGCCUAUUGCAAACAGUACUUUUUGUGUUACUGUCUGAAGUUGGCUGUACAGUGCUACCUUGGUUUAAGAACAGCUUAGUUUAAGAACUUGGAUUAAGAAUGCUGCAAACCUGGAAGUAGGUGUUUUGGUUUGUGUACUUUGCCUUGCAAUAAGAACAUGUUUUGCUUCCUAUUGUCCCCCGCUGCUAUGGGAAAGCACGCCUUGGUUUGGUGCUGUCUGCUACUAAGGGCUGUAUCAUUCUCAUUUUGACCAGAACCAGUGUCUUCAUGGGUUCCUACUCUCUAGCUAAGGACCCAACUGGACUUGAUGUUGUUUAUGCAAUUAGUUCUUUGGAAAAUAAAUAGCAUCUGUCGAGCCCCAAUGUGGAUUGGAAUUGUGGAAUAGGGCUGAGGAGCUUUAACAGUAGGGUCCCAGUUUUGAUCAGGGGAAACCCACAGUGGGUGAGUGGAAAACUCUCCUUGGCACCAAUCAUAGGCGCACAAAAUAAAUAUAAAACUGUACUUUUAUUAUUCUGUGGCCCUAUCAACCACCAGACACAAUUUUCCUGUGGGCCAGAUGCAGCCCAUGAACUGCCAUCUGGUCAGCAUUCCUGUAUCAAUAUACUUCCAGGGUUAAAUUGCUAUAAACAGCUAAAGGUCCCCUUUUGCUCCAUGUCCAGUUUUAAGUUUUUGGAUUCCUCACUCAUGAUUUCUGUAGCGAUUUGGAGGGCGAAUGCAGUUUGUGUUGAAGAACCUAGAGCAGGCAUCCCCAAACUUCGGCCCUCCAGAUGUUUUGGACUACAAUUCCCAUCUUCCCUGACCAUUGGUCCUGCUAGCUAGGGAUCAUAGGGGGUUGUAGGCCAAAACAUCUGGAGGGCCGCAGUUUGGGGAUGCCUGACCUAGAGAGUGUGUUGACUUGAAAUGAUCAUACUGCUCCACUUCUACUCAUGUAAAAACAUGCUGAUUCCUGGACCGCCUGCGGGCCGGAUUCAGAAGGUGAUUGGGCCGCAUCCGGCCCCAGGCCUUAGUUUGGGGACCCUGUUAUAGACGCAUCCUUUCCAAAAAGCUUUUUGCUUUUGGUCUUAAAUUGUCUAUGAUGGCACUGUAAUUGUCAUUAUAAAAUGGCCUGGAUCCACCCAAAGAAUUUUCAUCGCAUUGUGUCCUUUUCUGCUGUUUGUUUAAAGAGAACCCCCCAAACAUCUGUCUUCAGAAUAUAAUUUGAGAAUUUUAUCAAAUAAAUCCUGUUGUCUUUGGGAAAUAUGUGUACUUUUUUCUAAGGGGGAUGUUUGGGAAGAUAAAUAUACUAAUUGUAGUCAACCUCAUGCUUUGGGACUGAAUCUGUGAAUGUAAACUGGAUGGGCACAACAUGGUUGUAAAUCUCUUGUGAAUGAUCUACACAACUGACUAACCUUUGUACCUCUGUGACAAGGCAUCCUGUUAGUUUGAAAGGUGCUGGAUUGCAAGGCUGUAGUUUUACUCUUUUCUCAGAGUGAGCAAUGGAAAAAAUUUCUUGCACAGACUGUGGUGAGAAGAGGACCUUAAACCGUACUUGACACUGGAAUGGUAUCGCCAAGCCUCACUUGCAUCUUUUUGUAAUAUGGAGAACAUUGUGAGUCAGGGAAGGUUGUUGAUGGUGAGAUAUAGAAUUGUUAACUGAUUCCAAAAUGUAUUGAACUGUCUGUUGUGACCUAUUCUGUUACUUGCAAGGGAUUAUGUGAUCUAUACUGUACUACGGAAAUUGAAAUAUAUUUUGCUAUUCAUGAAACUUGUCUGCCUGCAUUCAUUCCAGCCACGAUGUACUGCACCUAGACAAUGAACUGGUUGAAAGUAUGAUAUUCUCCAUUGUAUGUUUUUGUUUUAUGGUGUUUUAUGGUGGCAAGCCAAUAUAUCAGGGUUUCCCCCCCCCACUAAACCCCCUCUUUGUUUCUGCCGCUCUGUGUGAAAGCCAAAUGCUUUGUGUGGCAAUGUC